Molecule: messenger RNA, 957 nt
Organism: Pyricularia oryzae 70-15
Lineage: Eukaryota; Fungi; Ascomycota; Sordariomycetes; Magnaporthales; Pyriculariaceae
Exons: 2
Coding region: 1-957 (318 amino acids)
Cellular component (GO): endoplasmic reticulum membrane
Source: RefSeq, a predicted model, not a curated record
AUGGCGUCAGCUAAGGAUAGUAUCAUAGUUAUAACCUUUGUAACUGGUAAGACUGACCCUUUAUUGUUCGAAAAGUGGGUGGAAGGACUUGAAAUGCUUGUUUCCGCCAGAGAGUGGAAGAGCACCGGGCUUGGUGGUUUUAUCCACGUCGUUCGACAGAGUGUCGUGGUCGUAGGCGGCCAAGACAAAGAGAAGGGACUGUCCUUGCUUAGGUGUUUUGGUAAUAGCAAAAGUUAUAUGUGUCUCGAUGAUUGUUGGGAAGAGUUCUGCGUGAACCGCUGCGCGCAUGAUGUCAAGUUCGGGGUCGUCACGGACAAAAGCCCGGAUAGAUGUGGGCGCGCCGUUGCCAAUGGCAAUGACGGACAUGAAAAUGGCGAAGACCAUGGGAAUUUUUGGAAGUUGGCUCUCUUAACAAACAUUGCUUGGUGUGCAAUAUCAGUUGUCAACAUCGCCAUAUUCAUUUUUGGUGGUGGUUUUGCCACAAAGGCAGCCACAAUUGUCUCCUUUGUGAGCAACACGACUGGCGCCGCCGUAGAGGUUCUCAAAGGGGUCCCAGCUGUCCUCACAAAUCCGAGUUCUUGGGUCAUCAACAUAAACCCUACAGGGCCGUCCCAAACUGCCAACCCUAGUCCGGCGUACUGGAGCGGAGCUGAUAGGUUCUGGACUACUUUGGUCGGUUAUUUGGUCGCCUGCCUUACCGCAGACAUAUACUUGCAUCAUGGUAGACCUCUGAGCUCCAGUCAGGCCGGCCAAAAGCGCAAGGUCUUUCUCAUUAAUGCAUUGAACCAGGGGAGUGGUGUCAUGAAGGUGAUCCUGAUUAUUGGGAUUCAGAUUCUCAUCUUCCCACUCUACUGUGGCUUACUUCUUGAUGUGGCACUUCUCCCGCUUUUUGAGAACACCACUAUCAAGUCAAGUGUUACGACCAGGAUUGGUACCGACACGAUUGGGCAAGAAUGA